GCGCGGGGCCGCGGGUCGGCGGCGCGGCGGGUGGAGGCGCGCGCCACCGCCCUAUGGCUCCAGGCGAGAGGACGCUGCAGCUUGUCUUGGCGCAGCGAAGGCGGCGCGAGUGGCGGCGGCGCUGGCGAGGGCAGUCGCUGGGCGGGCAAGCGUCAGCUCGCGACGAGCACGACGACCUCGGAGGCGGAGGCGGAGGAGGAGGAGGCGGAGGCGGAGGAGGAGGCGGAGGAGGCGGAGGAGGAGGCGGAGGAGGCGGGGGAGGCGGGGGAGGAGGCGGAGGAGGCGGUGGAGGAGGAGGCGGAGGCGGAGGCGGUGGCGGCGUGGGCGGCGGCGGCGUGGGCGGCGGCGGCGGAGGCAGUAGCGACGAGGAGGAUUUUCCGGAGACGCUCGACGAGGACUGGUGCGGGGUGGGCGAGCCGGGCGCGCCUUCAGCAGAGGGCAGCAGCUCCGGCGGUGCGUCUUUGCUGACGCGGCUCUCCGCGCAGCUGGCCGGCCUGUCUGCCAAGAACUCGGACCGGCUGCAGUUGCUGGCGCACCAGGGCAUCCAAUGGGUGGCGGAGAGACGACGAGGCACGCGGUGGGUCGAGAACACGAUGGCGCGCCGCUCCGAGGAGAGGUUCCUCGACGGGGUAGAGUGGCAGGCCCUCGGUCCGGACGGGUGGGCGCUACGCAGCUUCGUCGGCUCCGAGAGCGAGCUCAAGGCGCAGUUUCACGGCCUGGCGGCGUGCUUGCUGCGCGACUCCUCGGCCGCGCUCGCGACCGCAAAGGCGGCGGAGGUGGCGGCGGAGAUGCGCAAGGGCGCCGAGGCGGUGGCCAAGGGCGCCGAGGCGGUCGCAAAAGGGGCGGAGGCGGUCGUGAUCCGCGCAGAGGCGGUGGGGACUAGAGUGGGGAUGGACCUGCUGAAGACGGCCGAGAAGGCGUCCGAGCAGCUGAGCGCGACGCGCUCUGCGGCGCUGGCGUGGUCCUGGCGCGGGCUGUAGGCGGGCCCGCCACACGCCGACUCUGUUCUUGGCGGUGCCAGGGUGUUUUAUUUUCGGGAAAG
Emiliania huxleyi CCMP1516 is the source of this 1042-nucleotide messenger RNA. RefSeq lists its product as hypothetical. The coding region runs from base 54 to 980 and encodes 308 amino acids. The transcript is spliced from 6 exons. The record is from RefSeq and is a predicted model, not a curated record. Lineage: Eukaryota; Haptophyta; Isochrysidales; Noelaerhabdaceae.